Molecule: messenger RNA, 2028 nt
Organism: Varanus komodoensis (Komodo dragon)
Lineage: Eukaryota; Metazoa; Chordata; Lepidosauria; Squamata; Varanidae
Gene: PIGT
Product: phosphatidylinositol glycan anchor biosynthesis class T
Exons: 12
Coding region: 25-1758 (577 amino acids)
Biological process (GO): attachment of GPI anchor to protein
Cellular component (GO): GPI-anchor transamidase complex
Source: RefSeq, a predicted model, not a curated record
UUCUCUUCCCGGGGCGCGACGAAAAUGGAGGUGGCCAAGGCGCUGUUCGGGCUCCUGCUGCUGGCGGCAGGGCUUGUGGAGAGCGCGGCCGAGGCCCCGCGGGAUUCCUUGCGAGAGGAGCUCUUGCUCAGCCCGCUCCCUUCCGGGGACAUCGCGGCCACCUUCCAGUUUCGGACCCGCUGGGACUCCGACCUGCAGCGGGAGGGCGUUUCUCAUUACCGGCUCUUCCCCAAAGCCCUGGGGCAGCUCAUUUCCAAGUUUUCUGUGCGUGAGUUGCACCUGUCCCUCACACAAGGUUUCUGGAGAACACGGAGCUGGGGCCAGCCUUAUUUGCAAGCUCCUGCUGGAGCUGAGCUCUGGGUCUGGUUUCAAGACUCUGUCACUGAUGUUGACAAAGCUUGGAAUGAUCUUAGCAACAUACUCUCUGGGAUAUUCUGUGCCUCUCUGAACUUCAUUGAUUCCACCAACACAGUAAUUCCAACAGCAUCCUUCAAACCUCUAGGAUUGGCAAAUGUUACGGAUCAUCGUUUCCUACGAUAUGCUGUCCUGCCUCGGGAAGUUGUCUGCACCGAGAACCUCACGCCCUGGAAGAAGCUGCUGCCAUGCAGUUCAAAGGCUGGGCUGGCUGUUCUGCUAAAGGCUGAACACUUGUUCUACAGUAGUUACCACUCCCAGGCUGUGCAUAUCCGUCCCAUUUGCAGGGAUGCCUCUUGCUUGAGUGUGUCAUGGGAACUGCGACAGACUCUCACGGUUGUCUUCGACAGUUUUGCCAAUGGCCAUGGAAAGAAAGACUGGUCCCUCUUUAAGAUUUUUUCUCGCACUCUUACUGAAGCAUGUCCUUUGGCAUCUCAGAGCAAAGUCUAUGUUGACAUAUCCAAUAAAGGCCAGGAGAAAGAGUUACUUGACAUUUCCCCAGCUCCCUUGUCAGUGCACGAAGCAUCUGUCCAAGGAGACAGAAGAAUUUAUGCUGUCUAUGACCUCUUGAACCCAGCACUCUUCAAUACCUCUCGCAGCCUCAAUGUGCAAUUAAAAUGGAAACGGCCUCAGGAUAGCUUGGAUCAGACAGUGCCUGUGCUCCAUGCCCAGCGCUACGUGAGUGGCUAUGGCCUUCAGACAGGAGAAAUCAGUACCCUGGUCUAUAACACACACCCUUACCGGGCCUUCCCUGUGCUACUGCUGGAGACAGUACCCUGGUAUCUGCGGCUCUACAUUCACACGCUGACCAUUAUCACAAAGGGAAAAGAAAACAAGCCAAGUUAUAUCCACUAUCAGCCUGCUCAAGACCGACAACGGCCCCAUCUCUUGGAGAUGCUUAUUCAGCUGCCAGCAAACUCUGUCACAAAGAUCACCAUCCAGUUUGAGAGAGCCUUGCUGAAGUGGACAGAAUACACUCCUGACCCCAACCAUGGCUUUUAUGUGAGCUCAUCUGUCCUGAGUGCCCUGGUGCCAAGCGUCAUUGCAAUGAAAAAGGAGGAAGAUGAUCUAAGCCCCCUCUUUGCAUCACUGUUUCCUUCCUCAGAUGGCUCCAGCUACUUUGUGCGCCUCUACACAGAACCACUGCUGGUGAACCUGCCAACUCCAGACUUCAGCAUGCCAUAUAAUGUCAUCUGUCUGACCUGCACGGUGGUAGCUGUGUGCUAUGGCUCCUUCUACAACCUGCUGACCAGAACCUUCCAUGUAGAAGAAGCCAAGAAGGGAGGCCUAGCCAAGCGACUGGCAAACAUAAUCCGCAAAAUGAGAGGUGUCCCUCUUCUUUGAGGGAUUGGUCAGACACGUCAUGGUACUUGAGAAACUCUAAAUCCAGAACUUAAAGAAGCAAUCCUGUGACCUGCAGAUGUGCUCAGCAUUUCAUCCUUGGCAAAAGAGCCGUUGAUGUUUUCCAUGUUGGUGGCAGGCGUGAACAGUUGCUGAUCUUGGGACUGUAUGUGCAAAAUACCCAGGGGGAAAUGUGUGCUCUUUUAAGGGGUAACAUUAGCCACAUUAGUUUCUACAGAAAAACACUGGAAAUAAACGUGACCUGUGACUGAA